Molecule: messenger RNA, 1874 nt
Organism: Vitis riparia (riverbank grape)
Lineage: Eukaryota; Viridiplantae; Streptophyta; Magnoliopsida; Vitales; Vitaceae
Product: probable beta-1,4-xylosyltransferase IRX10L
Exons: 4
Coding region: 361-1611 (416 amino acids)
Biological process (GO): glucuronoxylan biosynthetic process; plant-type secondary cell wall biogenesis
Molecular function (GO): 1,4-beta-D-xylan synthase activity; glucuronoxylan glucuronosyltransferase activity
Source: RefSeq, a predicted model, not a curated record
GUGAAUGGUGAAGUGUAAGUUUGUAUGAUAAGAAAGUGGUGGCUAUAUGGACCCCUUGUCAGAGCCAAAAACAGUUUGACCAAUUUUCGUAGCCUGGCUUGAAAUUGAGGGGAAGAAAAUUAAAAAAAAAAAAACAAGGAAGUGGAAAGUGCGCGGUGGGCUGAGCAUAUAGCUUGGUAUUAGUUGGAAUGUUGAGACAAAACCAUAGGAUGGACUCGUAGAAGAGAAGAAAAAGAGAAUACAGACACAAAAAAGCAAAACCCAAGUCAAGUUUUUAAAUUGUGCAUCCAUAUCUAUCUCAACCCAAGACUCAACAAUCUAAAAGAGGAGGAAAAUCCGCCUGGCGAAUCAAGUCCAAAUAUGGAGCUUUGUAGGUGGGUGUUUUGUGUGCUUUUAUUGAUUGCCUCUUCUUUGAGGGUUGGUGCUGAGCAGCUCCGUCGGGGUCAACGUACUGAGCGAAUUUCCGGUAGCGCUGGUGACGUCUUGGAAGACAAUCCAGUGGGAAGGUUGAAAGUUUUUGUUUAUGAACUUCCAAGUAAAUACAACAAGAAGAUUCUGCAAAAGGACCCCAGAUGCCUCACACAUAUGUUUGCAGCUGAGAUUUUUAUGCAUCGAUUCCUCUUAUCUAGUCCUGUUAGAACCCUCAAUCCUGAGGAAGCAGAUUGGUUUUAUACCCCUGUUUACACCACAUGUGAUCUGACUCCAAAUGGCCUCCCUUUGCCUUUCAAAUCACCGCGGAUGAUGAGAAGUGCAAUACAGCUUAUCUCUUCAAACUGGCCUUAUUGGAAUCGGACAGAAGGGGCUGAUCACUUUUUUGUAGUGCCCCAUGACUUUGGGGCGUGCUUCCAUUACCAAGAAGAGAAAGCUAUUGAAAGAGGAAUUCUUCACUUGCUCCAGCGUGCCACCUUGGUUCAAACUUUUGGACAACGGAAUCAUGUUUGCUUGAAAGAAGGCUCAAUCACAAUCCCUCCAUAUGCUCCUCCACAGAAAAUGCAGUCCCACUUGAUCCCGCCAGACACUCCUAGGUCUAUCUUUGUCUACUUCCGAGGAUUGUUCUAUGAUGUAGGAAAUGACCCAGAAGGUGGUUAUUAUGCAAGAGGUGCACGGGCAGCUGUGUGGGAGAAUUUUAAAGACAAUCCACUUUUUGACAUCUCAACAGAGCACCCAAUGACUUAUUAUGAGGACAUGCAACGGGCUGUGUUUUGUUUGUGCCCCCUAGGAUGGGCCCCAUGGAGUCCAAGAUUAGUUGAAGGAGUGAUAUUUGGGUGCAUCCCUGUCAUCAUCGCAGAUGACAUUGUUUUACCCUUUGCUGAUGCAAUUCCGUGGGAAGAAAUUGGGGUGUUUGUAGCUGAGGAAGAUGUUCCCAACUUGGACACAAUUCUCACAUCAAUCCCACCUGAGGUAAUAUUGAGGAAGCAGAGAUUACUUGCCAACCCUUCAAUGAAGCAGGCAAUGUUGUUCCCACAACCUGCUCAACCAGGGGAUGCUUUCCAUCAAAUUUUGAAUGGACUUGCACGGAAGUUGCCACAUGACAGGAACAUUUACCUGAAGCCAGGUGAGAAGAUCUUAAACUGGACUGCAGGCCCAGUGGGUGACCUGAAACCUUGGUAGCAGCUGAAGCAUCAUAUUGUUAAAAGUGAUGACAUGUUUUGCAUUCUGACCCUUAUAAAUCUUACCUCCAAACUUACCAUGGUUUGUUGCUGUAAUCUAGAUGGCGAUUUUCAUCUGUGUAAAUCUUCAUUUUGUCAAAUUCUAUUAAGAUUAUACACCCCUUUCUGCAGUUCCAGAUUUGUGGGCUAUUUUGUUGUAGUCUGCCAUAGUUGGCCAUGAUUCUGAAAAGCUACAAUGAUGAUUGUUCCAUUGCUUCUCAGGUA